Xenopus laevis (African clawed frog) is the source of this 1759-nucleotide messenger RNA. It is a transcript of the gene gja9.L, whose product is annotated as gap junction protein alpha 9 L homeolog. Bases 103 to 1668 code for a protein of 521 amino acids. Gene Ontology annotation, molecular function: gap junction channel activity. NCBI's taxonomy places the organism in Eukaryota, Metazoa, Chordata, Amphibia, Anura, Pipidae. Gene Ontology annotation, biological process: transmembrane transport; cell communication; cell-cell signaling. The record is from RefSeq and is a predicted model, not a curated record. Gene Ontology annotation, cellular component: connexin complex; plasma membrane; gap junction. The transcript is spliced from 3 exons.
CUUGUAUUCAUCCUGGGAGCUUCAUCGCAAAUAUUGGAUUAACCUAAUGGAUUCCUACAUAACCUAGACUAAACAGAAAAGUUUUGAGAUGGUGGACUAAACAUGGGAGACUGGAAUUUUCUUGGGGUCAUCCUAGAGGAAGUCCACAUCCAUUCCACGAUUGUUGGAAAAAUCUGGCUUACAAUUCUGUUUAUAUUUCGCAUGCUUGUCUUGGGAGUGGCAGCUGAAGAGGUCUGGAAUGAUGAGCAGUCACAAUUUGUAUGUAACACAGACCAACCUGGCUGCAAAAAUGUCUGUUAUGACCAGGCUUUUCCCAUCUCACUUAUCAGAUACUGGGUUCUGCAAGUAAUAUUUGUAUCCUCACCGUCUUUGGUUUACAUGGGCCAUGCUAUUUACAGGCUGAGAGCGUUGGAGAAAGAACGACAUAGAAAGAAAGCUCAGCUCAGAGGGGAGCUUGAAGGAGUAGAGUAUGAUCUGAGUGAAGACCGCAGAAGGUUGGAGCGUGAACUCAGACAAUUAGAACACAGAAAGCUGAACAAGGCUCCAUUAAGGGGUUCCCUUCUCUUUACCUAUGUAAUACAUAUAUUCACAAGAUCUGCUGUUGAGAUUGGUUUCAUGAUUGGACAGCAUCUGCUUUAUGGAGUUCAACUGAAUCCUCUGUACAAGUGUGAAAGAGACCCAUGCCCCAAUGUUGUUGACUGCUUUGUAUCCAGACCUACAGAAAAAACAGUAUUUAUGCUUUUCAUGCAGUGCAUAGCAGCUGUCUCUUUGUUUCUAAAUAUUUUAGAAAUUCUACAUCUUGGGGUUAAAAGAAUCAAAAAAGCUUAUAUGAUGAGAUAUAGAAUGAAAGAAGAAUUUGACGACUUUUAUGUAAUUAAAUCCAAGAAAACCUCCACAGUAAGUCAUACUUGCGUAGGUACGUCCUCGAGUCCUCAAAAGACCCUUCCUUCUGCACCUAUCAAUUAUACGUUGUUGAUAGAAAAACAGAGUGAUCCUACUGCAUAUCCAGUUUUAAAUCCUCCCUGUGGAUACCAUCCUAUAGAAGAAGAUGUACAUAAUGAUAUGUGUAAUACUUUCAUGGAGGAUGAGCAAGAAACAAAAUCAGCCAAUGGUAUCAAUGCUGCAAACACAGUUGAAAGUCACUAUCAUGACAACAGUGGCAACAAUGAUGAAAGAAUAAACAAAAUAUUAGAUGCAGAUGUUAAGACUUUGCAUUGCCAUGGAGAAAGAAGAACUGGUUGUAUAAAAAGUAAUUAUUCAAGUGUAGAAAAUGCUCCUCUUGUACAGACAGCAGCUAGUGAUGAUACCGUGGAUUAUUCCUUACAAAAUAUAUCCUGUCCAAUGACCACAAACUUACUCCGGAAAUCCAGGAGAGUCAGUGCUCCAUGGAAUGGCUCUAAAGCAGCGGAGAGAGGAGGCUUUGUUCAAGAUACAGGAUACAGCAACAGGGGACGCAGUAGCUUCAGUGCAAAUAUAUCAUGGGGACUUUCCAAGUCUGAUCUGAAGCGAGUUAGCAGGCCAUCCACACCAGAAGUUAUGGGAGAAAUUAGCCCAAAAUACAAGCAGGAUAAAGCAUGUGAAGGUUCUGUGACCUUCUCUCCAUCACGACGGAUGUCACUGGCAAGUAAUGCCAGCAGCCGGCAUGCCCCAACUGAUCUACAGAUCUAAGCGCUAUGGUCCUACAACUGUCUUCACUCAUGAAGAAGCAUUAAGAAAUAACCACAACAGCAACAUUCAUCCCCAAAAGCAGAUUCUUCAA